Podarcis muralis (Common wall lizard) is the source of this 2391-nucleotide messenger RNA. RefSeq names its product lysophosphatidic acid receptor 1-like. Gene Ontology annotation, biological process: G protein-coupled receptor signaling pathway. Gene Ontology annotation, cellular component: membrane. Gene Ontology annotation, molecular function: G protein-coupled receptor activity. The record is from RefSeq and is a predicted model, not a curated record. Lineage: Eukaryota; Metazoa; Chordata; Lepidosauria; Squamata; Lacertidae.
GGUCAUUUAAAAGCUUGACCUGUUGUCAUUGGGAGUCACUGGACCUAGAACCAGGUCUCAAAGAGCUCUGGGAGCAGCUGCCUAAUGUGGUGAGUGACCAUACCUUGCAAUAUUUUCUAAGGCAGCAUAAGAAUCCUCAGACUCUGGACUGGACCUCCCAGCACCCAGGUUGCCGUUAGCCCCUCCUAGGCAGAAACAGUGGUACAGGUCUUUGUGUUUAGACUGAGAUUUUGCCAGAGCAACAACUAACUUCCUAGCUCUGACUCCUGCCUUCGACUCUUGGCUUUGCCUUGCCUGCUCCCCUCUGAUCGCUUCCUGAUUGAUUUAGCCUGACCCUCACCAUGAUUAAGCACCAGAGCUGCCUCAAUCAGACUACUCAUGUUUGGACCAGUGACCUGGUGCUUUCCUUGGCUGCUCCUCAGCUGACCAUCUCCUUAAUCUCUGUGCUCUUCAAUUCUGCCGUCAUCUUUGCCGUGGUGUACUCCAAAGAACUGCGCAAGCCCAUCUUCAUCCUUUUCUGCAACAUGGCCUUCUCCGACCUCUUCACUAGCUCUACAGGCUUCUGGAUCGCCCUGUUGUUCAUCACCAACCCUCAAAGUACCAUCAGUGGGUCCAAGGAACUCCUCACAGCAUAUGCCUUCUACACCAUGUCAAUCCUGGCCACCAUCUACAACUUAGUCCUCAUUGGGAUUGAGCGUUACCUGGCUGUGGCGGAAUGCCUGAGGAGAAGAUGGCGCCUUGGCAGGAACCAGAUCCUAGGCAUGGUGCUGGGUGUCUGGGGGCUUAGCUUCUUUUUGGGCUUCCUGCCCCUGAUGGGCUGGAAUUGCUUGGAUAGAGACAAUGCCUCUGCCCUGUACAGCCCUCUGUGUAUCGACUACCUUAUUUUCAUCACUAUCCCUCACUGUGCAGUGGUUUUGAUCCUCCCUUUCUUCACCUACUGCAACAUCAUUGGGUUUUUGAGGAAACACAAGAUGGCAAUGGGUGCCUUGGGGCAAACCCAUGCCACCUACAGGCUGGCCGAGAUCCAAGUAGCCCGGACAAGCAUAUUCAUCUGGCUGCUGUCUCUGCUGUCUUACACACCCUUCUUUGCUGGUGUUGUCCUGGAUAUAACCACUCAGCAGUGCCCCAACAAUUUCUCCAUGGAUGUCUACGUCUUCCGAAACCUUACCGCCAUCAUGAUCACCAUGAAUUCAUUGGGGAACCCCAUCAUCUACACCCUGAAAGUGAAAACUUUGUGGCACAGACUCAGGUUUUUGAAGUGCCCUUCCAGCAACCGCAUAGAAGUGCAGGCCAUUGGGAAAAUGUGACCCUGCUCGGACCAAAGUGAAUCCAGUCUUGUACGUUUUCACCCAAACAUCUUUAAAUGUCCGCAGUGAGCAAUCACUGAGAGUUCAGUCCUAUGCAUGUCUACUCAGAAGUUCAGUGGGAUGCAUUCCCCAAGGACACGUGUUUAGGAUUGCAGCGUAAAUCUCUUUAUAGGGGCUAUGGGUAGUUGGCAGUUGCAGAGAUCUGAAUUAAUGUUUCAGCUCACCAAAGCGAGCCAGCUUCAGCACUGGACAGUUCUCAAGUACAACUGAGAGUGGGAUUUAAUUCAUCUGCUCUCUCCUAUCAACAAUAGAAUUGUGCUACCUACACUUUGGUAGCAUUCAUGAACAGGAUUGUGUUGGGCUGAAAUUAUCUACUGUGAACUAACUUCAGAGUGCGUUAUUAGACAGUAGAAUUUCAAUUAGUGGUUUAAAAGGUUCACACCACCCUCCUUUUGAUUAGAAUUAACAGCAACAUUCCAAACUUCAUGCAGUACAGAAAGUUGGGCAGGUGUAACAGGAGUCUGGGAAACACCAGCUUAAUGUAAUUAUAUAUACAUAUAUAUUUGGACUGACUAAAAUAUUGUUGUUGAUUGAAAAAACAUAUUAAGAUAGGAUGAAAAAUAAAUGCUACAUCAAAUUGUAUAUGACGCAUGGUGACUUUGGAUAAUGUGCUUUCUUAUGGAACAAUCUGGGGCAGCCUUUGGUAACCUGGUAGCCUCCAGAUAUUUUGGACUACAGCUCCCAUUGGCCUCAAUCAGCAUGGCUAUACAGUGCAGGGCUGAUGUCCAGGGCUGAAGUCCAAGUUUUAACAUCUGGAAGACACCAGGCUGGCAAAGGCUUCAGCGUGAAUAAAACUGAGCUGAGAAACCUCAACCAAUAUAUGUAGCAGAACUGGAAAAUCUCAUGCAGCAAUUCAUCUACUAAAAAGCAGACCCCAUUGGGUUCAAUGGGAUUUACUCUCAAGCAGAGCAGCUUUAGAAGGAUUUUGUGUGUGUAUAAAACCAAUGUAACAUCAGAGCCAACUGGGAAGGCUUUGCAGUGUUUGCUCUGGCAUGACAUUAAUAAAAUGCAAUCCUUCCUUUUA